GAAAUUGAUCAAAAUCAACAACAACAAGAACAACAACAAUAUCGACAAUUUCAGGAACAAAAUUUGUUAAAAAUAGAUCAACAACAAUCAUCAUCAUCAUCAUUAUCGAAAAUAUUGAAAGGAAAUAGGAAAAUUUUGGAUACGACAACAUUUGAAACCGGUUUAAAUCGAAUCAAAGAUAAUAAUUCAAACAACGAUAUGUAUCAGAAAAAAGGUAUCCUAAUACAUUCGGCAAGCAAACAAUCCGGAAUAAAUAAUAGAAAUGAUAUUGAUAUGAAUCGUAAUAAUAUAAAAAAAUUAAUACCGAAAAAACGUGUUGCAUUUGUUGAAUUUGAUCCGGAAAUUAUUGGAUUUCGUUGCCCAUCAGACGAUGAAGAUGAUGAUCAAGAUUUAUUAGAUUUUGUUGUUCAACAAAAUAAUCAUGAAAAAUCAUUGAAUGGAAAUAUUGUUAAACAAAAUGGUGAUGAAAUCGCUAACGAUGAUGAUAAUGAUGAUGGUGAUUCUGAAAGUGAUCUCGAUUUGAAAAAAAUAACUGCUUCCAAUACAUUGUUCAAUUCAAAUUAUGGAAAUUUUAAAUCCUUUAGUGAUGGUGUUCUUGGUCGACCAAAAUUAUCAUCUACAACCGAUAAUGAUAAUGGUAAUAAUGGUCCUGUCAAAUUUAAGAUAUCUGAUAGCUAUCAAAAGCCAUUACCCGAAACUGUUAUCAUCAGUAAACAGACCAAUUCAAUACGACAAAUGUUUGAAAAAAAUCAAAAAAAUACAACAAAAAAUGAUGAUUUAAUGACAAAUGUUUCAAAACCACCACCAUCAUCGAAUAUCAAUCUACAAAAUGCUAACAACAACAACAACGACAAGGAAAAUGAAAAACGACUUGUGGUCAAUUUUCGUGAUGUUUCAGAACAGAUCAAUCAUUCGAAUACUGGUACGACUAUCAGCAAUAAAAAUAAUAAUAACAACCAAAAUGUUACGAAAAUUCCCAAAGUUAAAUUACAGCUUUCAAACAAUAACAAUCAUCAAUUGUCAACAAUAGCCAAUGGAACAUUGUUAGAAAAAAAGAUUAAAGAAAUUGAUAUUGAUCGAAUACGUAUACCUCGUGCAUCGAUACAAACAACAAUGAUCAAUGUAAAACAACGAAAUAAUAAUAAUAAUGAUAAUGAUUUAGAUAAUUUGAAAAGUGAUAUAAAAUGUGAAAAUUAUCGACAUGAUAAUAAUGAUGAUGAUCCUCAUCAUUAUCGUGAUCAUAAAUUAGAAAUCGACAAUAAACAACAUUUUCCUUCAAACAUUAAUUGUAAAGAAAAUAAUGGUGAUAAUGAUUCAUCAUUAAUAUUGGUUGAUAAUCGUGAAGGAUCUAUAUUAACAUUGGAUAGUAAAAAUUUGUCACAAAUUGAUCAUACAACAACAACAGAUAGUGAAUUAUUUUAUUUACCAACCGUAUCUUGUGCUAGUAAAAAAUUAAAUACAAAAAAUAAAUCAUCCAAUGAUAAUCAUAAUCUGGAUACAUUAUCACAAUCAUCAUCAUCAUCCGGUUGUUGUUCAGUUUCGAAUUCAUCAUCUUCAUCUACAUCCGCUUCAUCAUCAUCAUCAUCAUCACAUUCAACAUCGCCUACAAAUAUUGAAACAUGUUCAUCAUCGUCAUCAUCACCUGAUUCAUUAGAAUCUUCACCCGAUUCAUAUGAUUCAUCUUCAACAAAAUUAUCAUCAACAAUUUCGGAUAAUGGUAAUGAUGAAAUGUUGGAAACUGUAAAAGAAGAAGAUUAUAAUAAUAAUGAUGAGAAAACGUUACAAACGAGCAGCAGCAGCAGCGUACAUCAUGAUGAUAGUUCAUCGAAACAACAACAACAAGCAGCACAAAAAGUUGAAAAUCAAUCCAUCACCAUGACUAUCAUCACUAAUAAUUCAUCUUCUAGAAGACCGGAAAUUUUUGAUCAAUUUCAUAAUCAAUUUGAUGAUGAAAAUGAUGGUCCGGAUGAAAAUUAUGUUGUUUUCCAGCCGAAUCUUUCAUCAAACAAAUCAAUUGUCAAUGUUGAAACAAUACAACCAAAAGAAUCAGAAUCACGACAUACAAGUACCAUAGUUAUAAAUUCGAAUGGUUCAAGUGAAAUUACAACAUCUAUUCUAACAAAUAGUUCAUUAAAACAUUCUGAUUCUAGUUCAUCAGAAGAUAAACGUAGUCGAAUGUUAGCCAAAAUGGCACUCGAUUUACAGCAACAUCGUAAUAUUCAAGAUCAUCUUGAUUCAUCAUCAACACCAACUUUUAAUUUAUCAAGAUCUGGUUCAAAUCAAUCCAGUAUUGUAUCAUCCAAAACAAAUGAAUCUUUUCGUGAACGUUUAAUUCGAGAAGCAUAUGAAACAAAUGAUGAUAAUAAUAGUGUUGAUAAUCAUCGAAGUGAGGGAGUGUUUGGAAAAUUUAUAUCCAGUAAUAAUAACAAAAAAGGUUCAAUAUCUAGUGAUGAUGAUAGCAGCGAUGAUGAUUGUGAUGCUAAUGACGAUAAAGAUGAUAAAGAAAGUGUUGAUUUUUCCGAUUUCAGUGAUAUAAGUGAUCGUAUAGAUGAGGAUGAUAAUGUAUGCAAUUUUGAUAAUUCGAAUGAAAAAUUUUCCAAUCCUACUGCCAAAAAAUCAAUUUCAAAAUUAUUUAAAAAUGUUGUCACAUUUAAUUCAAACAAUCAGAAAAAAUAUAAAAAAAUUAUGCAAAAAAAUCUUCGUAAAACAUCAAAAUUUAUCACCGAAACAACACAACAAAUAAGAAUGGAUACUAGUGAUAUGGUUAGAAGAUUAAAAACUGAUAAAAAAUCUGCAACAUAUGAUAAGGAUGCUCGCCAUGGAAAAUGGAAUCUGAUGGGAGGAUCAACAUUGCCAUCAAAAUCACAAAACGGCUUCAAUGGAUCAUCAUCAAACGAAACGUUGGACGAAGAACCAACAUUAGUCAAAAUUAAACGUCUUGAAUCUACUAAAUAUCAAAAACCACCUUCUUUAUUACAUCCAAAGAAUGUAAACGAUGUGCCAGUUUUACCACCUAGAUCAUUAAAAUCAAAAGUCAAUCUUUCAUUGAAAAAUAUUAACGAAGAAGAUGGCGAAAGUUCACCGUGUGCACCACCACCAACUUCUCCUAAUACAACUGAAAACGAUUCUGAACCACCUAAACCGCCUAUUCGACGAGCAAAAGCAAUCAAAAGAAAUGCAGAGCUUUCAGUGGAAAAAGCUUUAUCAUCUUUAGAAGAUAAGUUGAAUGUCAUCAAUAAUGAUGCCGAUAAUUUGGAUGAUCUCGUUAGUAUUAUUGAAGAUUUUCGAGUUUCAUUAAGAGAUUGUCGAUUCUAUCGUAUAAAUCUACUUCCAUUAAAUGUUGAGGCUCAUAUGUUGACAUCAAAAACUUUUUGGGUAACCUGUUAUGAUAAGAAUUUUCUCCAACGUUAUUAUGGUGGUCAUCCGUGUCUUUUAUUGCAGAAAAAAUGGACCGAUUUUCUUACCAUUAGUGCAUUUUGUGACCGUCUUAAUCGUUCUUUUGCUAAUGAUAAUCGUCAAAUGUUAAUCGAUUCUAUCGUAUUACAAUCUUAUUGUAUUUUGGCUCGAUUCGAAACCACCCGUCAUGAUCAUCAACAAUCAUUAUCAAAAAAUCCAUCAAAAGAUAAAAAUCGUCUAUUAACUGUUGGUGACAUAAACGAUGCAUUAGUUGGAAUCAGUGUUAAUGAUGACAAAGAAAUUGUUGAUGUAUUAUUAUUGUUGCCAUCCAAAACAAUCGAGGUUGAUAAUGAGGAAACGAAUCCACUUGAAUUAGAUUCCUUAUCAAUGACGCAGGCAUUUUGUUUACAAGUAUUUAUAAUGCGUUUAACAAGGCUUAUUUCUUCAAAUCAAUCGGAAGAAAACAAAAAGCUAUACAAUCAAUCAAGUCAUUAUCAAAAUGUUUCGAAACGUUCACAUACGUUUAACACUUUACAUGAACUGAAAAUUCUAUCGGCCAUUGAUAUAUUUCAUAUUGUUGAUUAUGAUCAAAAAGAUGAAUCAUUAAUUCACAAACAAAUUAAUUCAUGGUUCGAUGAUCAUAGUCAAUCUAUUGAAUUGAAGCGACGAUAUUUUCCAACCAAUAGUGAUAAUUCAAUAUCGAUUCUUGAUUAUUUGGAAUUGAAUUUUCUUGCUAACACAUCAAAACAGAUGGCAUCUGAUCUAGUGUACAAAGAUCGUUCGGAAUAAUGAUUUUUAUAAGCCAAAAAAAUAUUUUAUUCGAUGUAUAAAUAAUUUUUUUU
Molecule: messenger RNA, 4238 nt
Organism: Dermatophagoides pteronyssinus (European house dust mite)
Lineage: Eukaryota; Metazoa; Arthropoda; Arachnida; Sarcoptiformes; Pyroglyphidae
Source: RefSeq, a predicted model, not a curated record